AUGUUCAUGGGGCGCACAACAACCUACAGCCUACUACUAUCUACCUUGGUGACCCAGAGCCCCCCCCAAUUCUUGCGCCUCGGCCCCACUUGGUAUCAUGAAAUCCCUUAUUUGCCUUAUGGGUGGGAAGCAUUAAAUGAUCGAGGAUCAGGUACUCUCAAACAUGCAGCGAUGAAAGAAGUGUUGCGGGACCAGUCAUUACUGGCGCCGGAAUUAUUCGACCAUGUCCCUUGGCAUCUAGCUGAAUACCUCUGGAAUUGCCUCGAAAGAUGCAACAAGCAGACAAUGCACAUGUGGAAAAUAAUGCACACCGUCUAUCCCGAGCAAUUUCGCGAGCUUAGUCCCUAUUAUUGCCUCCAUGCCUGGUCUCCAGGACAGCCAUUAACCCAGUACAUGGACAUCCUCAAUGAUGACGAUAUCCGCUGGCGUGCAGUCCUGACAGUCGGAACUAAUUUCUGUUCUGCGACAGAGAUAGCCGCCAUCCCGAAAAUCAAAAACUUGGUUGGUCUAGACAUCUGCACCCAGGUACAAAAUUUCCUCUUUCCGCCUUCUAUUUCCUUGGCCAAUGAGGGACAGCCUUUACAAGACGGAUUUGUCCGUGGCUGGGUCGAAUCCAACGCACUACAGCACCUGCGUGUCAUCAGGUUCUGCAACCAAAAUCAGAUAACCAUUGCGACGCUGAGGGCUUUGCGUGGAUUACCAGAGCUUCAGCUCAUUGUGGCAUUUAACUGUCGUAACAUUAUACCAAAGGUGGACUCUGCAAGAGACAGGACCAGAAACUAUCCCAUCCCCAUGGAGGGAUGGUCAGCCUGCCGACUCGAGUGGUUCAGGAAAUACCCCUGGACUGAAGAAAUGAUCGAUGAGCAUCUCUCGAGUUUGUUUUAUCUAUACAAGAAGAGUCUCCAGACGGCCGAAAGCAAACCAUCGUCCGUGGAUACGGAGCUCCCCAUCUUGGAAUUCAGACUCCAAAAAGCACAACGUGCCGAUUACAUGGGAAAAAACGUUAAAGAGAAAGGAACAGCAGCUUUCUUGUUCACACGAAGUCCCAUGGAGCUGGAGCAUGAUGCUAAGAAUACGCAGUGUGAGAAAACGAAGAAACGUGAACCACCAGAAAGCAGUGGUCGUCCUGCUAAGCGAGCAAUCAUGAAGGAGAGAGGACCUGUUGACAUCUCGAAGACUUUGAACGAGUUCUUCUGA
Penicillium bovifimosum is the source of this 1197-nucleotide messenger RNA. RefSeq lists its product as uncharacterized. The transcript has 3 exons. The record is from RefSeq and is a predicted model, not a curated record. The coding region runs from base 1 to 1197 and encodes 398 amino acids. NCBI's taxonomy places the organism in Eukaryota, Fungi, Ascomycota, Eurotiomycetes, Eurotiales, Aspergillaceae.